AUGUGUGCCGAGGGGAUACCGCUGCGCCCCUCUUUAGGAGAAAUGGCUCCAACAUUGAAAAGAAAACAUUCAUUGGAGGGCAGCACGUCUACCCAAGAUUCUCUUGCACAGAAUCAUCAUAGCUGCGAACGGGAGAGGUCUACUUCUCAGUCGCCGUCUCCUCUUUCAUGGACGACGACCUUACCCGACCUUCCGAACGAGCUCCUACUAAAAAUCCUUGCUAUUUUACCUGGCACCGUCGAAACGAUCCUUGCUCUGGCUACUACUUGCUGUCGACUUAACCAAUUCGCUAUGGCAUAUCAUUUUGAACGAGUCUCCUAUGAACUUUUUGAUCGCACCUGUCGGCCCUUCACCUCUUUCCGAAUGCUUCGCUUGUCAUUUAUUUACAAACGGUCUCUGUCCUUCAUCCAAUGCAAUUUUUCCGAUAACUUCCACAAAGAGAUGAGAGAGGUCAAACGGUCUCUCGCCGCCCUCAAGCGUAUGGGUUUAUUUCUGGGCAAAUUUUCUGUCUCCUUUGAAAAUAUGGAUUGGCCAGAGAUGCUCACAAAGAAACAUGCCGCUUUCUUCGAAGAUCUUAGCAAACUCAGCUGCAAGACGAUAAACACAUAUAAAUCAUUUUUGUGGUUGUUCGUCACUCUAUCUGAGCGUCUGGAACAGUAUAUUGCUUGGAUGCUGCGAUCUAUCAAGGAGUCUCCCGUGAGGACGUUAAAUCUGCAUUCCCUUUCUGACGACACCCUUCUGAAAAUCAACCAGUUUCCCCUUAGCAAUCUUCGAAACAUGACGCUCUCGGAGUGCACGUUCAGUUUUGCGGCCUUUGCAAACCUUUCUCGAACGCCACUUACACAUUACAUACCUCCAUCUGCAAACAUGGACCCCGAUGGCAAGCAUCGCAACAAGAAGGGGCCUGUUACGGCAACGACGCUUCGCGCGCUACAUUCCAAUUCGGAAAUAUUUCCUGUCCUUCAAGAGGUUACUGUUACGGGCGAAGAUAUCUUAGGAACCCAGGAAGCACUUUUCAUAUCAACCGUCUCAUUCCCUCGUUGGAGAGGCCUGGUCGAAGAGAAGGCAGAAUCGUUGCUUACGCAGAUCACCGACUUUUCGAUUUCGUUCGAUACUCUGGAUGUCAUCGCUACCGCCGAGGUCCCCGCUGCUGCGGGUUCAAUCCAAUUUGAAGCGGUUUCGUACAUCGUCGAGUGGCUCGGAGAAGGCGAUACUUGA
Molecule: messenger RNA, 1218 nt
Organism: Guyanagaster necrorhizus
Lineage: Eukaryota; Fungi; Basidiomycota; Agaricomycetes; Agaricales; Physalacriaceae
Exons: 4
Coding region: 1-1218 (405 amino acids)
Molecular function (GO): protein binding
Source: RefSeq, a predicted model, not a curated record